This is a messenger RNA of Hypomesus transpacificus, 948 nucleotides long. Its product is annotated as putative olfactory receptor 52P1. Lineage: Eukaryota; Metazoa; Chordata; Actinopteri; Osmeriformes; Osmeridae. The record is from RefSeq and is a predicted model, not a curated record. Gene Ontology annotation, molecular function: G protein-coupled receptor activity; olfactory receptor activity. Bases 1 to 948 code for a protein of 315 amino acids. Gene Ontology annotation, cellular component: membrane. The transcript has a single exon. Gene Ontology annotation, biological process: G protein-coupled receptor signaling pathway.
AUGGAAUUUGGACACUCCAAAAACUUCUCUCAUACAGAAUUCUAUUUGAUCGGAUUUACAGACCUUUACGAGUACCGAACUCUCCUCUUUAUUCCCUUUUCCAUCCUCCUCGUUUUCUCAGUGACGUCUAACAUUGCUUUAAUCUUCGUCAUUGUGAAGCAGAGAAGUCUCCACUCCCCCAUGUAUGUGCUCAUAGGUUGCAUUGCUUUCGUUGAUGUAGGUGUCCCGCUGGCUGUGGUCCCGAGAAUGAUCUUCAGUUUUGUUUCCGAUGUAAAUGUUUUCCCUCGAAUAUUGUGCCUGAUGCAGAUGUGGUGGGUCCACUAUUUGUGCGCCUUUCAGUCCACUAUCCUGUUUGGGAUGGCCGUCGAUAGGUUGGUUGCCAUCUGUUUGCCUCUACGUUACAAUGAUGUCAUGAGCUACAAUAACUGUCAGAUCGCUUCUGCUGUGGUUGUGAUUCGUAAUACCGUCAUAAUAACAGCCAUGAUCGCCCUCGUUGGAACCCUCACAUUUUGCUCAUCCAAUGUAUUUUACGGGAUUCACUGUGAGCACCAAUUGGUGGUUACCAUAGCAUGUGGUGACACAAGGAAGAACUACUUGGCAGGUAUGGUCAGUUUCUGUGUGAUAGUGAUAUCUGACUGUUUCGGAAUCUUUUUUUCAUACAUGGUUAUUUUCGUGGUCAUAUUCAGGUCAGCAGGGGGAGUGUCUCGUUCCAAAGCCAUCCAUACUUGCACCACCCAUCUCACGGUCAUUGCCGUCACCUUCUUUACGUCCAUGGUUGCAUUUAUGUCGUUCAGGAUUCAAUAUGAAUUUGCGCAGGAUUUGCGUGUUGUAAUUAGUCUGAUGUAUCUUCUAGUUCCUGGGGUCUGUAAUCCGUUGAUUUAUGGCAUUAGAACCAAAGAAAUAAGGGAGCAACUUGUAAAACUACUGAAAUGUGGAAAGGUUAAGUGA